CGAGAAACACGCCACAUUCGACUAACAGCUGCACAGGUGGAUGCCGAACCAAAUGCAGAAUACGACUGGGACGUCGCAAAUAGCUCUUAUGAUGAUCACUCAACAGAUGACUACAAUAACAAUUCAGUGUAUACUGAGCCAACAACGAUGGCGGUAGUGAGUCACAUCCAUUGUUUUCCUGUCAUCCGCGAAGAAGACUGACAGCUUCAACAUGGCCGAAUCGGAGCAGCGAUCAGGAGCCCUUCCUGAGGAUGAAGCCCUUGAGGUUACAACAACUUUCACGGUACCCAAGAAAGAAAUUGCCAUGGUGCCCGACAUGGGCAAGUGGAAGCGGUCGAAGGCUUACGCUGACUACAUGGGAUUCAUUCUGACUCUUAACGAAAGUGUGAAGGCAAAGAAGCUAACGUGUGUCUAUAGAGUCUCUGAGACAGUGGAGAAGUUACUCGAUCUUUUGGGGACACUGGACCGCUGGAUAAAUGAGACCCCUCCUGCUGACCAGCCAUCUCGCUUUGGUAAUAAAGCCUUCAGAACCUGGUUUGCUCAAUUAGACCAGGAAGCAGAAGCCUUGGUGUCUGCAGUGCUGCCUGCUGACAAACAAGCCGCAGCUCCAGAGAUUGCUGUCUACCUGAAAGAGUCUGUGGGCAACUCCACCAGGAUAGACUAUGGAACAGGUCAUGAAGCUGCUUUCGCUGCAUUCCUCUGCUGUCUCUGUAAGGUCGGAGCUCUUAAAGCGGACGAUCAGAUGGCGAUUGUUUUCAAGGUUUUUAACAAAUAUCUCUCAGUAAUGCGGAAGCUUCAGAGGACAUACAGAAUGGAACCAGCUGGAAGCCAAGGCGUAUGGGGUCUCGAUGACUUCCAGUUUUUACCUUUCAUAUGGGGUAGCUCACAAUUCGUUGAUCACCCAACGCUCGAACCUCGCCACUUUGUUGACGAGAGGGUGGUAAACGAACAUCAGCAUGACUACAUGUUUCUGGAGUGCAUCAAGUUCAUAAAUGAGUUGGCUCGCAGUCUCCCAGCUGGAAGUACCUCAAAGCGACAUGAAGAUCUAAGCAACAACAUGUAUAUAGCGAAGUCCAAAAUGUUUGGAGAAGUUUCCAGUUAUCCAGCACUUCAAAUUUGGGAGCCUGCUGUCGAUCCAGCCGUCAAAGCCUUGACGCUCAUUGGUGAAUUGAGGAACGCGAUGAAAAGACCAAAAUCCCAGCACAUCAGAUCGACCUUUUCCCCAUUUGUCGAACAGCGUACCGUGGAUUGACAGCACCGCAGACGUGAAAUGCGGUCACGAAGGCUUGUUCGACCUCGCAUCCAAACGCAACUUGAGUGUUCGGCGCACAUGUUGACAGCUCCCCGACUUCUCCGCGCAUCGGCACCUACACACUCGAUAACAGAACACACCCUUUCUGGAAUUAAAACAAUGCAUUCUUGCUCAGUCCUGUUUUGUUCCAGGCUAACCAAAUUGGAAGAAGAAGGAUGUGAGGUCCUUCACUGGUUCACUCCCAACCACAUCCAGAUGUCUUGAGUCAAGAGAAAUGGAUUUUGCUUGCAUUUGCUUAAGAGUUGCCAUUUUGUGGCCUGAGCACCCGAGUUGUGUAUUAGGCGUGCAAAGGUUUAAGCCGUCCAUCUGUCGUGGAUUUGUUAUUUUCGGAUCUUUCUAUUGUCUUUGUAUUUAUAUCCUGGAUCAACCUCGGUUCAGACUGUUUUGGAGCGGAUGCAUUAUUUUUUUUUUUUUUUCAAUGAAUGCUUUAGUUGCCUUCAGAUUUGCAUCCUUUAGAGCAGGUAACAUCAGAGCAAAAAAGUUGAAUAUAGUCGAUGAUUUGAAUAUAGAACAAAUAUUGAUUAUUUUGGGUUUGUCAAUUUAUAUUGAUAGGGGAAAAGGUUUUUGAUCAAAGUACAUUUCAUUGUGAAAUUAUGAUUGUUGUCUGUAUUCCAAAGUUCUGAAAUGAAAAUACCACGCUUUUGUGUUUCUUGUGCUUAUUUUUGCAUUAACUUGACCUGAUUUAAUAAACUUUUUGUGUGUGGACCUUC
Phyllopteryx taeniolatus (common seadragon) is the source of this 2022-nucleotide messenger RNA. It is a transcript of the gene ptpa, whose product is annotated as protein phosphatase 2 phosphatase activator. Gene Ontology annotation, molecular function: peptidyl-prolyl cis-trans isomerase activity; protein tyrosine phosphatase activator activity. The coding region runs from base 212 to 1252 and encodes 346 amino acids. The transcript is spliced from 11 exons. NCBI's taxonomy places the organism in Eukaryota, Metazoa, Chordata, Actinopteri, Syngnathiformes, Syngnathidae. Gene Ontology annotation, cellular component: cytoplasm; nucleus; protein phosphatase type 2A complex. Gene Ontology annotation, biological process: mitotic spindle organization. The record is from RefSeq and is a predicted model, not a curated record.